Cylindrotheca closterium is the source of this 1815-nucleotide messenger RNA. The record is from the annotation of a GenBank genome assembly. Lineage: Eukaryota; Bacillariophyta; Bacillariophyceae; Bacillariales; Bacillariaceae.
AUGGCUCAAAACAAGAUUCUCUAUUCUGCAAAGCUUGACGAGAACAUGCGAAGAUCAGCCUACUUCAAAACAAACAAGCGAACUGUCAAAUCAAACAUCAUGCUGAAGUUUGUGACAAAAGUGAUGGAUAUCAAGCUUCAAGGUGAAGCCGAUUUCACGACUACUCUUGAAGAUCCAAUCAAACUUUUGAAACGUAUUGAACGAUUCGUGAAGAAGAGUGCUGAUGCUGAGUAUGAUUUCUUGGAUUUCUGGGAAGCCAAUCAAAAGUUCUUUGCUAUGAAGCAAGGAACAACCGAAAACUUGAUGCAUUUCAAGGAACGAUUCUUGAGACAGGCUGAAGUCAUGCAAGAUCUAUAUGGCGUUGCCUGGUUCCGAAAUUUUGCAGUCAAGACGAAAGCAUAUGCUGUUAUUGCUAGCACCGAUACUACUGCUAAAGACAAGUUCAAGGAUGAUAUCUUUGAAGCAGUUCUUGCAACAGGAUUCCUCAAAUUCGUCAUUUACUUUCAGAUUCCAGUCAAGACGAAAGCAUAUGCUGCUAUUGCUAGCACCGAUACUACUGCUAAAGACAAGUUCAAGGAUGAUAUCUUUGAUGCAGUUCUUGCAACAGGAUUCCUGUGCAACUGUGAUCAAACGAGAACAGUUGCUCUGAUGCUGGAUCUUCAGAUGAACUACUGCAGGGAAGUGGAUUAUUAUCCAAAGACGGUCAGCAAAGCACAAGAUAUGUUGAAGAUUCACAUGGAUGUGAUCAAGAAUCCGGGAGUGAACCUAUACCAAGGAAAAGACCAACCUAAUAAAGAUAAAGGUAAAGGUAAAGGUAAAGGGAAGAAGCUCAAGCUUAAUCAGAUUGGAGCAACUGUCCCAACUACAGCUACAGUUCCUGGACCUUCUCCAGCGACAAGUGUGAUCACGAGUGGAACAUUGAGUGGUGCGGGAAGUGUUAACACACCUUUGCGACUUGCUGGUACUACAGGUACUCAAAUGAUCCAAGUUCCUACAGGUAAUCAAAUGAUGCAAGUUCCUUCGGGAAUGCAGCUCAUGCAGAUUCCAACUCAAGGUGGCGGCACUGUUACUGUCCCUUAUUCAAUGAAUGCUAACGGUGAGAUUGCGUUCAGUGGAAUGCAACUCAGCCAACAAGGCUUCUGUGGUGCUCAAGUGCGCCAAGGAUUCGAUGCAACUCAAGCUCGAACUCCGCAAGUUGUGAAGACUGGCUAUUUUGAUACGUCAAAUGUCUUUCACGAUGCUAUCAAGGGAAAGGAUGAGAACGGCAAUGAUGUCUAUCUUAUUCCAUGUCCUACUGGAACGACUAACGUCGAACUUCAAUCCGACUGGCACUACGCUAGUAAAAGUGAAGACUUGCCUGAUCUUGCUACUGAAUCAGAUCGAGGUAUGCAGUUUAUUCAAAGCCGCAGAAUCGAAAGAGAUCCGUUUGGUUUGCUCGAUCACGUCAUCAUGGACAGUGGUUGCACCAACACCACCAUUUGUAAUGGUGAACUCAUGCAUGGACUAUGUCAAGCUGAGAAAGAGCUCGAUAUGCACACUAACGUGGGCAGCAGAGUUCUUGAUGAAGAAGGGUUUCUAGGACAAUUUCCGCCUCCAGUCUAUUAUGAUGAAGACGGAAUUGCCAAUGUACUUGCUAUGCGCGAGAUGAUUGCUGCAGGAUACCGCAUUACCAUGGAUACUGAUUUUGACAAUGCCUUUGUUGUACAUUGCGAUGGAGACAGACAGAUGCGAUUUGUGAAUCGUAAGGGUGUAUAUAUGUUUGAGCAACUUGGAGCGGAUGUCAACUGCAGCUGGAGACCACGAGCCUACAGCUGA